AUGUACGAGAAGCAGUUGGUCAAGUAUUUCUAUAAUAUUUCCAGUGCUAAGUCUGGAGUAAAUAUCAACUCGGACCUCGAUUCUUUUCAUAAAGAACACAUUCGUGUCAAGAGAGCCAGCAUUAAAAACUAUCCCGAUGAUACGCCCGAAUUUGACCGCACCAAUGUUUCCCUCGAUUUUCCCGAUGAGCUAUUCAAUCAAUCAUUUUCCUCUUUGACCAGAAUUUCACAGACAAUUUCCAGAUUGAUUAUGAAUUCAGCUCGCCGUUACUCACGUUUCGUAUUGUUCUUCAAACCGAUUUUCGGUGAUGCAUUAGUCGUUAAAGGUUCUGAGGAUCCCACAACUACGACGACGACCACCACCACUACUACAACGACUACCGCCAGUCCUAAUGAUAGUAUUAAUGAAAUUUAA
Musca domestica (house fly) is the source of this 414-nucleotide messenger RNA. Its product is annotated as DNA-dependent protein kinase catalytic subunit. Lineage: Eukaryota; Metazoa; Arthropoda; Insecta; Diptera; Muscidae. The coding region runs from base 1 to 414 and encodes 137 amino acids. The transcript has 3 exons. The record is from RefSeq and is a predicted model, not a curated record.